Molecule: messenger RNA, 2293 nt
Organism: Anastrepha ludens (Mexican fruit fly)
Lineage: Eukaryota; Metazoa; Arthropoda; Insecta; Diptera; Tephritidae
Gene: Cow
Product: proteoglycan Cow
Exons: 12
Coding region: 1-1740 (579 amino acids)
Biological process (GO): establishment of protein localization to extracellular region
Molecular function (GO): protein binding; calcium ion binding
Source: RefSeq, a predicted model, not a curated record
AUGCACCACAUUUACAUGCGCAAUGUAAUCGAUAUUACUCAUACGCCACGCUGCUCUAUACGGCACGUGCAGACACAGGCAAAAGUCUCCGGUGAUGCCUCCACUUCGCAAUUUAUCGAUGAGAUAAACAAAAACUCGCAAGUCCAAUCGAAGAACAGCAAUGGGGAACGCAAGCGCUGGAUCCACGAUCCCACAAGUGACCUUUGCCGGCCGUUAAAUUGCAAGAAGCGUGAAAUUUGUCUACUGGAGGAUGAGUACAGUGCCGUGUGCGUUUCGAAGCGUGACUUGCAUAAGAAUCGUGAUGAAAUAAUCACGAAAGCCAAGUACUUGGAGGAGGAGGCGGCUAAGCGACGCGCCAACAAGGACAUCAUCAACAACAACAACAACGACAAUGAAAACGAUGAUGAGGAUGUGAAGAACUUUAGCUCCGAUGAGGAUUCCCGUGAAGAUGAUGUAUUCUAUGAGAACAACAACACGGCCGGUGAUAAGGACGACGACGAGGAUGUGGAAGACAACUGCAAGCCAUGCCCAGUAGCAAAGCCGACUUUCUUAUGUGGCGCCGACAACCGCACCUACUCGUCGCUAUGCAGAUUGGAUUACCACAACUGCAUACAUUCAACAUCCAUAAGGAUAGCGUGCAAGGGAUUCUGUCCAUGCAAGGAAAACACCGAUGGGAAACGUUUGCAACGCCUAAAUGAGCGUCAGAGCGCUUUCAAUGCCAAAUAUAAGAAGACUAUUGAACAGCAACAGCAACAACAACAGCAGCAGCAGAAACAACAAAUGCAACAACAAUUAAUGUACAAGGACAACAGCAAUAGCAACAAUAUUUUGGGCAAUUCGAACGACAAUUUGGACAACACUUUGAACAGCAACAAUUUUAAUGCUAUUAUGGAUGAUAAGGAUGAUAACAAUCGACAUUACAAUCACAUAAAUUCGCAAUUCACAUUCACACCGGAGGAAAUCAAAUACGAUAAUAAACACUAUAAGUACCUCAAGUACACCGCCUACAAAAAGGACAACCAAUACCCGGAGGAUAAACAUAAGAUCCGUGGCUACAAUGAGGUGGUCGAGAAACCACAAAAGUACAACAAAAAUAGCAUGAACAAUGGCUUCCCAUCCAAGUCGCCCGAAUGCAAGCCACAACAGCUGACCGCCAUCGGCAAUCGCCUGCUUGACUGGUUCUCUGUUAUUAUGGCCGACAGCAAGAAACGACGGCAGCACAGCCAAAAAUCCAAGGCGCAUUUCCCACCUGCCUGCAAGACCGAAGCUAAAUGGAUGUUUGGUCAUUUGGAUUUGAAUAAUGAUGGCUAUUUGUCGCUGCAGGAAAUGUACGAUUUGGAACAUGAUCAGAAUGAGCGUUGCAUCAAGCCAUUCAUUGAUACUUGCGAUCUGGAUCAGGAUAAUUCGAUUAAUACACGCGAAUGGUGUCGCUGCUUCGAGAAGACCGAUCGCCCAUGCGCCGCGGUUCGACGAAGAAUCGCUGGCGACUUUGCAGGCGCCUAUGCACCCGAUUGCGAUGUUCAGGGCUUCUAUAAGCCCACCCAGUGUCACAAUUCCGUUGGCGUUUGCUGGUGUGUGGAUAAGCAUGGAGUCGAAUUCGCCAACACACGCACUCGAGGCAAACCAAAUUGUGAGUCCGUUGUGAAUAAUGCCUCAUCACUCACCUCCGACGACGAAGACGAGGAGACCGACGAUGAUGACAGUGCGGAAGGAAGUGCCGAUCAAAUGCUGGUAUUCUAAGCGGAAUGCGACUAACUGGCAGAGUUUGGAAACGCUCAACAGCAGGCAGUAUACGUCGAAGAUGAAAUGAGAUGUCUUGUAUGUAGUUAAAUGCGGCGGAUGGACGAACAAGCGCAAGGAUACAAGUGGCAGAAAGAAGCAGAAGCAGAGGAUUAAGUAAAAAAAAAAUGAUAUCUAAAACUUAUGAAUUUUAUUUUUAUUUUUUAUUUUUUGAAAGAAUUACUUUACACAAGUAAAUAUACAUAUAUUCAAGGUAAAAAAGGUGAAUGAAGAAAUGAAGCAGAUAAGAAGAACAAGCAUUUGGUAUAGAGUCAAGAAACCUUUGUACUUAGAGCGUAGAGAACGCAAAACAACAGAAAAAAGAGCAAAAAAACACAAAUACAGCUAAAACAGCUUGCAAUGAAAUAUUAAAUUUUUAUUGAAACUGACUUUUAUAAUGAAAAAGUGUAUAAGAAAUUAAAAGUUUUGACAACCAAAAAAAAAAAAUAAACAAAACAUAGUUAAGUUUUUUUCAAGGCGCAUUCAUCAAAGAAUGGUAGCACUAGACCAACAA